Molecule: messenger RNA, 2413 nt
Organism: Cydia splendana
Lineage: Eukaryota; Metazoa; Arthropoda; Insecta; Lepidoptera; Tortricidae
Gene: GAA1
Product: glycosylphosphatidylinositol anchor attachment 1 protein
Exons: 12
Coding region: 127-2379 (750 amino acids)
Biological process (GO): attachment of GPI anchor to protein
Cellular component (GO): GPI-anchor transamidase complex; membrane
Source: RefSeq, a predicted model, not a curated record
GAUUUCGGCAUUUAAUUUAACUUUUCUUGAUCAUUAUAAAACCAAUCAAACCUAUAGUGCUUGUGUAUUCUAAGUUCAUUGAUAACUAAUACAUUAUAACGCACAAGCUCAGCGGAAUCUAUCAAAAUGGGUCUGUUAUCAGACCCAGAGUACCGUUCCGUGAAAUGGGUGCGGGUGUUGAAAAGGAUCCACGGGCCUCUCUGUUUCGUGCUAUACGUGGGAGCCCUGGCCUGGUUCGUGCUGCUGGGCAACAAGGAGUUCAACAACGAGACGUAUUUCUCGGAAAAUGCGCUGCUGCCGGGCCUUGUGACCACGGAGUUUAAUGGGGAACAUGCCGCCAAACAGUUCUUUGAUGAGCUCACGAACGAGAUUCGGUACAAGUUAGAGGAUGUGGAGCAGAUGCCAGUGGCGUGGUUGGUGGCCAAGAUGUCGCAGUUGCACCUCGAAGUGUAUACACACAACUUCACUCUCGACUACCCACUUGGCAAAGGGCAGGUAUACCACGGCACGAACGUCUAUGGAAUCCUACGCGCGCCGCGCACUGCGUCUCUCGAAGCUUUAGUCCUUACAGCGCCGCACCGCGCACCCGGCACGCAUCAGAAAGACACAGCUGCUGGCAUCGCGCUUAUGCUCGCCUUCGCUCAGUUCGCUCGGUCACAAAAAUACUGGGCCAAGGACAUAAUAUUCCUAGUAACUGAGCACGAGCAACUAGGCAUGCAGGCGUGGCUAGAAGCCUACCACGGUAUCCAGCGCGACUCUGGGACAUUCUACACCAGUCUUGGCGGCUUCUGGACGCCUGGUAUGCCGAGUCUGGACCUGGGGGCUUUGGGCAUGGGCUUUGAACAUAAGAAGUGCUUGAAUCCUGGCAAGUUGAAGGGAAGGUCUGGGUCUAUUCAGGCGGCUAUUAAUUUGGAGAUUCAUACGCCUAAAAUCAAAUACAUCGAAGUGAAGGUCGAAGGUCUGAACGGGCAGCUGCCUAACCUGGAUCUCGGCAAUCUGGUCCAUAAGCUCUGUGUCAAGUCUGGCAUUCACCACUCUUAUAAGAACAGCUACUCGUGGAUACGCAAUCGUAAUACGGUAGACGAGUGGACCAACGGUGUCUACACCCUGCUGGGGCAAGUGGUCACGCAAAUUGCGGGGGUACCGAAUGGCAACCACGGCCUCUUCCAUCGUUUCGGCAUCGAGGCCGUCACAUUAGAAGGCCGGGACGCCUCCGACCCAGCCGGCACACCGCCUAAAGUCAAUGCUCUAACCUCUGCUAACUUCUAUCGCCUUGGUGUGGCGCUGGAGAGUAUAUUACGAUCGCUCAAUAAUUUGUUGGAGAGGUUCCAUCAGAGCUACUUCUUUUAUAUGAUGGCGGCUACCAACAGAUUCGUUUCUAUCGGUCAAUACAUGCCUUCCCUCUGUCUCCUAUGCGUCGCCAUGCUCAUCCGUGCCCUAUCCCUCUGGGUGACCACACAACAGGACAACGAAGAGGAAAAACCUCCCAAACCGAAACGAAAAACAUCAGGCGCCGAUCUACCAGCAGACAACCCUGAGGUACCAGGAGAUAAUAAAACCGAGGUGAUACAAUCUGAAGAAAGCACACUUAGACACAGGAAAGUCGCUGAAUCUGAGUGCAAAGAAUCAAAGGAGCUUAAAGAAAAGUUCAAAACAGAGUUAGGUAAAGAAAAAAGCAAGAAGAGCGGAGGAAAGAGACGGAAAGAAAAGGAGGAGUCUAGCAUGAGCAUUGUCAAUAUUGGAGCGAACUAUUUGCUGGUGCAUUUGUUGGGUUAUGCUGUUAUGAAUUCGCCUAUACUUUUAAGUCAGAUUGGUGCGGCACACGGUUACUCAUCAGAAUUAUCCGUAUACUACGGUCUCAUCGCUAUAGCUGUCCUCCUCACCCUAAUCUCCCCCUACCUCCCCCGUCUGCUCCGCACGGGCCGCAUCACCCACGAGGAGUUAUCUCUAGUCAAUAUUCUAUUACUAGUGGAGUUGGCGACAGUAUGUCUGUCCGUGGGCAUGCAUAACUACCCGCUAGGGUUGGCCAUGGCUGUCUUCUAUACUCCUGUGGCCCUGGUGAUUGGGGUGGUUACUAAAGGCGGCGGAAAGAAGAGCGCCAUCUCGUUGUUCCUGAAGCGAAUCUUCUGCCUGCUAUUGCACCCGCUGUCCGCCGUGACGCUUUCCAUGAUUUUGUACAGCAGUACGCUGUUCCCAGAGGAGCCAUGGCUGAGCACAGCGGGCCGCGGUCGCGACGCCGCCAUACAAGCCAUCAUGUUCUCCGUCGCUGAUUCCCUGAUAUAUGGAAACUGGCUGUUCAACGUAGCGUCGGCGACCAUCUUGCCCAUCUGGAUUAUAUUCUGGCAGAUCGUGUGCAACAAAGUUGAUGCACCGGCAUAAAUAACUUUCUUAGGGGCUGUCCAUAAAUUACGUC